AUGAAGGUCUCUGACGCCCUCUUCUCUGGAACUGUCCACGACUCGAUGGCCCUUGAUGCCGAGAAUUACGACAAACUCUCGGACUGCCUCGACAAGGAGACGGCCGUCUACUUUGCCUCGGUCUAUGCUGGGCAAGAGGUCUCCUACAAGAAGGUCAUGAGGGUGGUCCCUAGGGAUAGUGUCGUGGCUGUGUUGGAGGAGGCUUCUUAUACGGGUCAUGCCAUUGAUAAGAGCCAUGCACUAAUUAAAGGGAAGCUGCGGGUGGCGUCGCUCAUCUUCUGGAAGUUCAAUCUGCUUCUUGGGCUCAUCCAAUUAGGGUUCCAAAACGUGGUUCUUCAUGGGAACAACACCGUCUCAAUGGGGUUUACGAGUAGAGUCGCGUUCGGAGUUUUGUGUUGUUUACUGCUUUGCGCGUUGAUCCUGUUCAAACUCGUCGUUUACACAGUAGUCUGCUUCGUGUGCAAGUCGCACCAUCGUGAGAAGGUCAAUAAGUUGGCACUCUCGGAUCAUCUCGAAGUUUAUCUUGGUGAGUAUGUUCCUCUGGUUUCCAUGGAUGUUCAGUUGGAACAGUAUAACGUUUGA
This is a messenger RNA of Eucalyptus grandis, 582 nucleotides long. RefSeq lists its product as uncharacterized. The record is from RefSeq and is a predicted model, not a curated record. The coding region runs from base 1 to 582 and encodes 193 amino acids. The transcript is spliced from 2 exons. NCBI's taxonomy places the organism in Eukaryota, Viridiplantae, Streptophyta, Magnoliopsida, Myrtales, Myrtaceae.